AUGUCAAUAAAUGCCAGGCAGUCGAGACUAAUAGAACAGUCCGUCAAUAAUCAUGUCAAGUAUUACGAUAAAAUAUUAUCGGACUUACUAAAACAUAGAGUUGAAUGUUUAUUGUUAAACUCCAUUUUAUCACAAGAUUUAAUACAAAACAAUGAAUCAGAAGCUGAACUAUCAUCAAAAAUAUCCGAGCUGACCAAACUUAGAUUCCAUAAAUUUCAAAUUGAAAAUGCCAAACUCGAACUAACAGUUGCAAAUCAAGUUGACAAACUACUUACUCUUGCAAAAAUCGAGAGUGAUAUGAAACCAGAUAUAUUAGCAGAAAUGAAGGCAGAAUUAAAAACAAUUAUUGAUCAAAAUGACCACCUUAAGGAAAAACUAAGUAGGAUUAACACAAUUGAAAAACCACUUAUGGAUCAAAUUUCAAAUUUAAUUUCGAGUUUUGAACAAAAUAUAGAUAAAUCUAAAGCAAGAUUGAUGCACCCAUCAAUAAUCAAAAAUUUAGAAAAGGUCAAAACAGAAGAAGAAAAAGAAAAAGAAUUGCUGCAAGUAGAUUAUAGAUCCUUUGUUUUGAACAAAAAAUUAUUGAAAGAAGAAUUAUCAAUUUUACCUGGAUUCAAUGUGGACAAAUUUGCCAAAGAAAUUGAAGAAAAUAUGCAAAAUUCUAAAAUAUUCGAUCAACUAGGUGAUGACAAUAUACUUUAUAAGCUAUCAAAAUCAACCAUGUUUAAUACCUCGGAAACAUUAAGUAUUGACAAUUAUGAAGACUUAAUCUCGAAAACAAUCGAAGAUAUUGAGGUUUUAAAUAAUGAAAAUGAAAAAACUAUUUUAAGUUGGAAUUCAAAUGCAGAUUUGAUAAUGGGAUUCAAACAAAUCUUGGAAGAAUCUAAAUCAUCUGAUGAGGUUGAUGUGAUAAUGGAAAGUUGA
Molecule: messenger RNA, 924 nt
Organism: Lodderomyces pseudojiufengensis
Lineage: Eukaryota; Fungi; Ascomycota; Pichiomycetes; Serinales; Debaryomycetaceae
Exons: 1
Coding region: 1-924 (307 amino acids)
Source: RefSeq, a predicted model, not a curated record